Messenger RNA from Saccoglossus kowalevskii, 2979 nucleotides. RefSeq names its product ankyrin repeat and MYND domain-containing protein 2-like. Lineage: Eukaryota; Metazoa; Hemichordata; Enteropneusta; Harrimaniidae. Gene Ontology annotation, molecular function: protein binding. The record is from RefSeq and is a predicted model, not a curated record.
UUUGAGAGCUCCCAGAUACGACCCAAUGUGGCGUGCGCAUAACCCUUCUCCCUUUAUUUGUGUCAGACAGUCAGUGAGUGUAUCAGCGAGAUGGCGAAGGCAGACGAUCGCAGCGACCUGGAAAAAGAUCUCUUCGAAGAAAUUAGUCAUGGAAAGGUUUCAAAGGUGAAAGAAAUUGUGAGCAGUGGUAAAGUUCGUGUUGACUGCCUAGAAGAGCAUGGUAUGACACCACUGCAGAAUGCUGCAUUCAAAGGAAAUAAAGAAUUAUGUGAGUUACUUCUUGCCCAUGGUGCAGAUGUCAAUAGCAACGAACAUGAGAACGGAUAUACCACGUUGAUGUUUGCUGCGUUGGCAGGAAGUAUUGAAUGCUGCCGAGUACUUUUGGAAGCAGGUGCCAAGACCAGUUCAAUUAACAGUGUUGGGAGAACAGCAACUCAGAUGGCAGCGUUUGUAGGGCAGCAUUCCUGUGUUAGUUUGAUUAAUAAUUUUUUUACAAAAGAAGACUUAGACUACUACACAAAACCUCAAGGGUUUGAAAAAGAAGGCAAACUUCCUUCUCACUUAGCUGGUCCAUUGCAUAAAAUGAUAUUACAGUCCAAUCUUAAUCCUGUCAAAAUUGCUUUGUACAUGAUAAAAAGCAAAGAGCUACUAGAAAAUGCCUCAAAGGUGGCUAGAGUGUUGGAUGUUAUUUGUGAAAAGGAAUUUAAAAAGAAUGAAGUAAAUGAAGUAUUAUCUGUAAAGAUGCAUUAUCUGGCGUCUGUGGUGAGAGCCUGCCAUGUAUGGAAUGUGGAAAAGUUGGAUGGAAUGGACGGAUUCGUUAAAAGUUUGUUGAAGGGGAGAGAAACUGAUGGCUUUCAACUUGCAAUGGAGAAGUUUAUCCGCGAAAUCAUCCGAGAAUAUCCUUAUCAUGAAUCGCAAUUAUUGCAACAAAUGGUGAGAAACAUUGCGCCAGUCAAACCAGGCGAUGAUCCAUCAGCUUUGUGCAUCUUAACACAAGGCAUCAACGGAAGUCAUGGUUUUAAAGAUGAGAACGUGUGUGCUACAUGUGGUGAUCAAAACUCAGAAAAGAAAUGCUCUGCUUGCAAGAUGGUUAAUUACUGUUGCCAAAAUUGUCAGAAACUUCACUGGUUUACACAUAAGAAGGUCUGUAAGACAUUUGCUGAACUUUACAAGAAACAGAAAGAAAUGGAAGAAAAAAUGAAGCAACUGGAGUUGGAGAGAGAAAAACAAAAGCUGGAAUCUGAGAAAGAAUCUAAGGAUGAGAAAGAUACAACUGAAGAUGAGAAGGAACCGAAUAAAGAGGAAGAAAUAAAACAAGAGACAGGAGAAGGUAGUGAUGAAUUGAAAGAAGUGAAAGACAUUUCAGGGGAUGUAUUAAAAGUAGAGGAUGUAGACUUGAAAGACCAAGAAAGUGGUGAUGAUCAGGAAAGAGACAGCAAUGAUAAAAAAGAAGUCAUCUCACCUGAAAGCUGAUGAAAAUGAAUAUGUACAAUCAUCUGAAUUAGUUUCUUUUUUUUUUCUGAUCAAAUCUUUAAUAUGUUUUAUUUGUAUUUGCUUAUAUAUUCUGUAAACAUAAUUGCAAAGAUUUAAGUCAGUAAUGUUGUAGCAGUAAACAUUUCAUUAGAAUCUCCAGAAAGGGAAUCACAAUAAAUGUCACUGGUAAGCUAGGGAGGCAAAGUGACUUUCACUGGGGUCCUAGGGAGUCACAGCAACUUUCAUAAAAUGUCAUCUCAAAUAAUUACCUCAAUUUACAUUGUAUCAAAUCAAGAAAAUUUAUAAUGGCGAGCAAGAAAAGGUUUACAGCAUAGCAGAAAAACUAUGCAAAAUAUUGUUUUUCUUCACUUAGUUUUGUGUUUGUUUUUUUAUUUUCUGUUAUGGAUCCCUGUUUUGUUUCAUGAUUAUUUUCUUACAAUUUUUUUUUCAUUUCUGCCAUUACCCCCCCCCCCUCCAAGUGGGAUGGUACACCCCUAAUCUUGUUAUCUUCUAAGAAGUGUUAAAGAGAGAGAGACCAACAAACCUUCAAAAAUGUAUUACUCAUCUUCUCUGUCUUUACCAUUUUUCUCUAAGUUUUGUAUUAUGUAUAUUCAGUAUUAGUAUACCAUUAUUCUAGAAUCGUCUAUCGACAGUAUACAUCAUAACAUUCCAUAAGUACAAGUUUGUUAUCAUCACUAGGGAGUGAUAUACCAUUUAUGUCGGAAAUAUACCCUGAAGGCUUCAGAAUUUAAAAAAAAUAAUAAACUUGAUUUUUUAAUAUUUCAAGAAUACUAUCCAUGUUUAAUAUAUGUUUAUUAGUACAUUUUAAAUUUCUAGUUUGAAUGCAGAUGACAGGUGUAAAUAUGUUAUUAUCAGCUUCUGAUUUCUAAACAUCAUACUCACUUAGUAUGUCAGAAUAUGUAUGUGAAACACUGUUUCUUGAAGGGCAUUAGUUGUUACGCCACGCAUGCACAAAAUAUAAUGGUCUUGUAUAAUAUACAUAUGACUGUUGCGCAUAUCAACGAGUACAAACUGAGAUGUUACCAAGCUUUAGUUAGGUAUUUUUUUUAAGUGAUUGGAAGGUAUCGAAGGAGUCAUCGGCGUAAAUUAGUGCAAGUCACACCAAAGUCAAACUCGUUCUUGUGAUUCCCAUUAGAAGAGUGCAUUGGAUUGUGGGAAAAUCAAUGUCACACAUGCACAGCAUGACAACCACUGCUCUUUAAUAUUCCAAGCAGAAAAAAUGUGUAUGUAUUCACAUAACAUGUCACCAACGAUUCUUUAUGUUGAUACAGUGCUGAAUUGAAGUGUGAUGCCAUUUACAUUAAAGGGCGGCAGUCGUCAUGUCGCGUCCGGUUUGAUAUAGGACUCAUAGCGACGUAUACAACACGUGUAAAAUACAUUGUUUAUUUACAUGAAAUUCGAACACACACUGCGUGACGACCACCGCGCUUUAAUGACAUAAUAAUCAAAAUGUUCAAGAAGACUGAAUUAAACCAUUUUAUUUCA